Entrophospora sp. SA101 is the source of this 528-nucleotide messenger RNA. The record is from the annotation of a GenBank genome assembly. NCBI's taxonomy places the organism in Eukaryota, Fungi, Glomeromycota, Glomeromycetes, Entrophosporales, Entrophosporaceae.
AUGGCAACUACACAUGGAUAUAAUAAUAGUAGUUCUGACGACUCAUCAUAUCAAUCAGCUCCAACAUCCAUGCCCAUGCCAAAUUCUUAUUUCCCAACCAAUUCUUUCACAGCAAAUCCUGGAAUAACAGGUCAUGACCCAUCAAAAUUGAAUACGCAUUUAGAUGAUUAUAACACACGUAAAAGACCUAGUAUAUAUCGAUUUAUUGCAAGAUUUAUUCAAUUAAUAGCAAAUAUUGGAACUUUUGUCUUUAUACUUUGCGCACCUAUCUAUUCAAAACAAGGUAAACCGGAUUUCAUUCCGCAAAAUUUAGUCGUUGGCAUAUAUAUUGUCUCAAUUGUAUCAAUAUUGGUAUCACUUGGCUAUUUGAUAUUUUACGGUGUUAGAAGAUUUCGUACCAAGACUAAAAAGCUUUCUCGUUGGAUCUUGCUUUUAGUUGAUGGUAUUUUUGGAGCAAGUUAUGGAUUGUUGAUGGUAUUUUCAAUAAAAGAUACUAGAUGUGGAAUUGGUCAAGAAAAUGGAUGGUAA